CGCCUGCCCGGUGCGGACCGCUCUUCGGUGGGGACCCCCGGGCGAUUGGGACCCGCCGCCCGUCGGGGCGGGCUCGGAGCGCAGCAUGGACAGCGUGCAGCUGCAGGACUUCGCGGCGGGCUGGGUGGGCGGAGCUGCCAGCGUUGUUGUUGGUCACCCCCUGGACACCAUCAAGACUCGUUUGCAAGCUGGGCAAGGCUAUGGAAAUACACUCAGUUGUGUUCUCACUGUGUACAGAAAUGAGUCUGUGGUUGGCUUCUUCAAAGGCAUGUCCUUCCCUCUGGCCACCAUGGCUGUCUACAGCUCCGUGGUGUUCGGUGUCUUCAGCAACACGCAGCGGCUCCUCAGCCAGCUCCGGCAUGGAGACCCGGAUAGCACACCGGUGCUCGGCGACGUGGCUCUGGCCAGCAUGGUGGCUGGGUUCAUCUCCGUGGGUAUCGGCACUCCUGUGGACCUGGUAAAGAUAAGGCUCCAGAUGCAAACGCAGCCGUACAUCCAAGCAAACAUGAAACUAAAGCCCACAGUUCCUGGAUUUCCUGUGUAUCGAGGUCCAAUUCACUGCAUCAAGACAGUCCUACAGAAAGAGGGGAUAGCAGGAAUAUACCGAGGCGCAGGAGCAAUGCUUUUGAGGGAUGUUCCUGGGUACUGCCUCUAUUUCAUCCCUUACACAAUCUUCUGUGGCUGGAUUACUCCUGAUGGAUGCAUUUCCCCUAAUCCCUCCUCCAUCUGGCUGGCAGGGGGAGUAGCAGGAGCCAUUUCCUGGGGGACUGCUACUCCAAUGGACGUUGUGAAAAGUCGGCUUCAGGCUGAUGGAGUUUAUUUGAGCAAGUACAAAGGGACCCUUGACUGCAUCUUGCAGAGCUACCAGAACGAGGGCUUAAAAUGUUGCUGGGAACACCUGGAAGCCUCCUACUGUCCUGAGCCAAACCAGCAGUGUGGUGUUGGAGAGGGAUCAGCUGCUCUGACCGAAGACUCUCAUCCUGCACCGACAGCAUCUGCUUUCUCUUCUGCCAUGGACUUAGUCCCUGGAGGACACUGAAAACUGCACCAGCUCCAUCAAAUCCAAAGACUGUUUUCUUAUCACAUCUUUCCCUCUUUUGUCUCAGAGCACCUUCAUUAUCCCCAUGGUGGUGUUGGGCUUUAUCACCAGUGACAUUUUCCUAUUGAGCCAAGAGAACAACUUGCUUCCCUUACCCACAAGUGAGAUACACCCAAACCAACCCACCAACAUCAGCCACGGAGCAUCGUUUGUAUGACAUUGUAUAUAAUGCUCCUCUUUGUGAGCAAGGAAAGGGGGAGGUGAGGUGGGUGUGCAGGGCCCUUUGGUCCAGGAAGGGCUGGAUUCCCACCAAAUCCUGGCUUGCUUUCAGGAUCAAAAGAAUGGAUGACUCUACCCAUACGAAU
Messenger RNA from Pezoporus flaviventris, 1404 nucleotides. RefSeq names its product solute carrier family 25 member 48 (gene SLC25A48). Bases 86 to 1039 code for a protein of 317 amino acids. Gene Ontology annotation, cellular component: mitochondrion. Gene Ontology annotation, molecular function: transmembrane transporter activity. Lineage: Eukaryota; Metazoa; Chordata; Aves; Psittaciformes; Psittacidae. The record is from RefSeq and is a predicted model, not a curated record. Gene Ontology annotation, biological process: transmembrane transport. The transcript is spliced from 7 exons.